Antrostomus carolinensis (chuck-will's-widow) is the source of this 590-nucleotide messenger RNA. It is a transcript of the gene DCTN5, whose product is annotated as dynactin subunit 5. The coding region runs from base 6 to 443 and encodes 145 amino acids. Gene Ontology annotation, cellular component: dynactin complex. The transcript has 5 exons. NCBI's taxonomy places the organism in Eukaryota, Metazoa, Chordata, Aves, Caprimulgiformes, Caprimulgidae. The record is from RefSeq and is a predicted model, not a curated record.
UAGUUAUGAACGACUGCAUCAUCCGUGGUGACCUGGCAAACGUCCGGGUUGGACGUCACUGUGUGGUGAAAAGCCGCAGCGUCAUUCGACCACCCUUCAAGAAGUUCAGCAAAGGGGUGGCUUUUUUCCCUCUCCACAUUGGUGACCAUGUCUUCAUAGAAGAGGACUGUGUCGUCAACGCAGCCCAGAUCGGCUCCUACGUCCACAUUGGCAAGAACUGUGUCAUUGGUCGUAGAUGCGUUUUGAAAGACUGCUGCAAAAUCUUGGACAACACAGUGCUGCCUCCUGAGACAGUGGUCCCACCUUUCACGGUCUUCUCGGGCUGCCCAGGUCUCUUCUCUGGGGAACUCCCGGAAUGUACCCAGGAGCUCAUGAUUGACGUUACAAAGAGCUAUUACCAGAAGUUCUUGCCGCUCACUCAGGUGGCCUCUGCCAGGGUCUAAAACCAAGUGACCACUGAAGAUCUCAGACACUCAGCACUGUUACCAUCCCUUAGAUUUGGCCACUUUAUCCUCCUGUCCUGUGCAGCGUCCCUCUGACCCGGGCUCAGCUCCACGCCUCCGGAAGGACGGGGUGUCUGUGGGCGCAGC